AUGGAAAAAGAGUUGCAAGAUUUUAAUCCAGAACUAAUGGAUAGUGAUGUGACCGAGACUGAUGAUCAGCAAACACCAACCAACCUUAUGACUGAUGAGAUGUGCAACUUAACAAGGACGAAAUCUCUGGAAUGGUCUGACGAGGGAGACUUAACAGAUAUGGAUUACAUUACAGACUCCAGUGAUUACCUUUCCUCACUAUCUGACUUGUCAGAAGUGACUGAGAAUCUUGCUGCUCAAGAAGAAAUCGUUUGGGAUGAAUCUUUUCAGAACUUGUCAGAAUUAUCACUGAGCAGGGCGAUGUCAACCUCUUUAGUGAAACCCUCUGUCGUCCAGGAAAAGGUAACUAGGCAGGAACGGUUACAUAUGUAUGAACUUCGGCACCAUCUUAAUACUUUGAAUACAAACUUAGAAAAAGCUGAAAAGCUUGUCAGUGAGAAACGUGAAGAAUUGAAAAAAUGCAAUGAGACUAUUGAGAAUCUGCAGGCUGAAGAGGAAAAUGUUUUUAAGGAACUCCAGGAAGCUGAAAAAGAGAACAAAAUAACUGCUUAUAAGGAAGAGCUGAAAGCAUGGAGGGCAAAAAAGAAUGAAGAAAUGAAAAUGAGUCAACACAUUCGUGAAAUCAAGCAAAAAGAACUGCAGUUGAAAUUAAGAUCUGCUGAGGCCCAGAAAGCAAAAGCCAGCACGGCAAAGUUUCUCAGGGCAACAAUUGAAAACCAACAACCUCUCUCAUUCCCUCUGUGUGUAUGUGUAUGUCUCUCUCUAUUUAUGUCUUUGUGUCUUUCUUUCUCUCCCUGCCUCUCUCUCUCUUUACAUGUAUGUCUCUUUCAUUCUCUAUGUGCCUCCCUCUCUCUUUCAUUUUCUAUGUGCUUCUCUCUCUUUCUGUGUGCAUAUUCAUACCUGCUUGUCUCUCUGUACAUCUCUCUAAUUUUGUGUGCACAUCCCUCUUCCCAUAUCUUUCUUUCCUUGCUUCUCUCUCUCUCUCUCUGCCCUUGUCAUUGUGUGUCUGUCUGUAUAUGCAAGAGCACUAAGGAAGCUUUACAAUGA
Acanthosepion pharaonis is the source of this 1047-nucleotide messenger RNA. NCBI's taxonomy places the organism in Eukaryota, Metazoa, Mollusca, Cephalopoda, Sepiida, Sepiidae. The record is from the annotation of a GenBank genome assembly.